CAGGCAAACCAAAUUGGCACUCGGGCGUGAUGUGAGAAUCGUUCUUAAUAUACUCCAUUAUAUCAUAACAAUUUGCGAUCCCUUAUGGGUUGGAAAUGGUGGGAAUAAAAUUAUUAAAGUGUAACAAAUCAAGUUCUGCAUGCAUUGUUUGCUUUAAGCUCCAAGGAAGACCCAGUUGUUGAUUCUCCAGUUUGUAGUGCUGUGUUUGUAGAUAGUUUCUGCUAUUUUUAUUUUUUUGGUUUGAUAGCAUAGAGGCUAUUAUAUUUUGUUUGUUGGAAAAAUUGACCAAAUAGCAAUAAGAAUAUCGUACUUUCCGGUAGAUCCAUACAGACAUAUCCACGUGGUUGCGGCAUUACAAAUGAUGUGUGAUAGUAGUAGUUGAUGUGAAGCUAUUGGCGGUCGUAGCGCAUAUCGCGUCGCAAUUUCGAGUUCAUUAUGCUUAAGAUUGCGUCGUCCCGUUUGUUCUCAUCGAGCGCUCAGCUUUGCGCCUCCUCGACAAAAGCUGCCAAAGUUCUGAACAAGCUUAUGAAUGGCAGUAAAACGAAGAAAAAGCGUUACUACGAUGAAACCAACGACCAGGGACCGAAGCUGUUGCCGACCAAAUCGCUGGCCAGCACCAAACGGCAGGGAAAGGAAUCGAACCGUCGCGUGGCGGUGCUGAACAAGCUGUUCAUGAAAAAUAUCACCGACCUGAUGGCAACGGGCUCCUUCGCCAGCGAUCUGUACGGCUACGGUAUACAGAUUUCGCGUGUCCGCGUGGCGCCCGAUUUCCGCGAAGCCAGCAUCUACUGGUUUUCGACCAAUCUCAACAGGGAUGUAAAAAUUGACGGCAUCCUUAAGCCGCUCUGUUCGCGCAUUCGUCAUGAAUUGUCGCAGCUACGGCUGAUGGGAGAAGUUCCGCAGCUUACGUUCGUACAGGAUAAGCGAUACUACGUGGAAGGUUUGUUGAACAGUUUGCUGAAGGAGGCAGACUACGGCGAGGAGAAUGCGAAUGUUGAGCAGGACGUUUUGCUGCCGAAGCCGGAAGAUCAAUGUUUGUGUGAGCCAGAGAUGAGACACGACAUACUUGGGCUUGACCAUGCUCAAAUCAUGUCGCGUGUUCGCCAGUCCGUUGACAAAACGAACAAAGCGUGGAAAGCACACCAGGAAGCGCAGAAGAAGCGGGACGAAGCCGCUGCUGCCGUCCAGCAGAGAGCGAAUUCCGAGCAACUUGGAAAGACCGAAUGAUUUCUUUCAACUAAAUUAGAUCCACCGGCAACUGGUUGGAUGUAGAAGUUACGGAAACUAGCCGCCAAAUGUUGUAGUAAUAAAGGUUUAUUAUUGAUAAUUUGA
Molecule: messenger RNA, 1332 nt
Organism: Anopheles gambiae (African malaria mosquito)
Lineage: Eukaryota; Metazoa; Arthropoda; Insecta; Diptera; Culicidae
Product: putative ribosome-binding factor A, mitochondrial
Exons: 3
Coding region: 436-1227 (263 amino acids)
Biological process (GO): rRNA processing
Source: RefSeq, a predicted model, not a curated record